Messenger RNA from Linepithema humile (Argentine ant), 1074 nucleotides. The record is from RefSeq and is a predicted model, not a curated record. NCBI's taxonomy places the organism in Eukaryota, Metazoa, Arthropoda, Insecta, Hymenoptera, Formicidae.
AUGGUCCAUUUGCUAGAUCUUAUUAAUGGUAGAAUAUUCCUCACCGCAUUAAGAGAAGAGGGUACACCGGUAAGCAUACUGACAGUAACUGAUCAAGAAGAAGAAGGAGGUCCUCUUUUGCGUCCAUAUCCAGAUUGGUCCUGGUACAGGACGCUUCCAAUGGACGGCUGCGACGGCAUUCCAGGAGUUGUUUGUGGAAUACAUAUUCAAUGCAAUCAUCUUUUUGUUAUGGAUAGCGGCAUAUAUAAUUUUGAACAAAUUUGUCCUCCGCGACUCUUAAUCUUUGACUUAUCAACUGAUAAACUAGUUAAAAGUGUUACUAUUCCGCUCAACAUCGCUAAUAACAAAAAUGGCACAGGAUUUUUAACAACAGUUACUGCUUUUGCGCCGCAUUGUGAAAAUAUAAAGGAUAACGCGGUGGUGUUUAUGGCUGACACUGACGGGUUUGGUAUGGCGAUAUAUAACACGUCUACUUCGAAAUUCUGCAGAAUCGAUUCUGAUAGUAUGAAACCAACUGGUAUCGGUUAUUAUGUGGGGAAUCAAUUUUAUCCUCUGCAAGACGGUAUCGUCGGCACGACAGUUGUUCAAAACAAAGACUUAUACUACGCUUCGUUUGCGGGAAAUAAGAUAUACAAAAUGGAAAUAUCAAAGAUAGCGGGAUGUUCGCAAAGUGAAACAAAAGCGCUAACUCAACUGGCAUUUGAGAUACCAGACAAGACAACAGCAUUAGCAUCUGCAAAUUGUGUAAUAUUUUUCACCGAUGUUAAAAAGUCUUCUGUUAUGUGCGCGGAUACUACUAAGGAAAUUAACUCCCAGAACAUGGAAGUUAUUGAGCAAGAUUUUGAAACACUGCAAUUGUCAAGUAUGAUGAAAAAUAGAGGAGGAAAACUAGUGAUCUUAUCAAAUAAAUAUCAUCUUCACGAUUCAUAUGUUGGAUUAAAUAUAAGCGAUAUAAACUUCCGCAUUUUUUCGAUGCUGAAUACGGAAAUACAGAAACAAACAAAAUGUUUCUCUUCUUGCCCAGGUAUUUAUUUAUCUUGAUAAUAGAAUAUAUUUAUAGUAUAUAUAAUGAAA